AUGAUUGAAGAGAAAGAAAUGGUCAUGGUUUCACCAACAGGUGGAGACCCAUUUAUCAAAACUGCAUAUUUUCUCAAACCCAUUCUCCCUGAUUCCACCAUUGAUGAACCUCCUUUUGAGCUUUCCCGGUGCUUUUCCUCCAUCCCAUCCAGUUUUGACCCGAAAAAGCUGCAUCUUAAUGUGCGUGCAUGGCGUCGCGACCACCACGAUUUGCAGAGUUGGUUUCUUCACUUGGCUCCUAGGUACCAGUCUACAUGGAAGAAAGCUGGUGUUUAUGAAGCCAUCAUGAGUUCCGUUUACAAAAUCAAAAGGUCAAAGAAAAAGGAUUUGCUUUGUGGGCUUGCAGAGAGAUGGUGUUGUGGGACCAACACCUUCGUUUUCCCUUGGGGUGAAGCAACAAUCACAUUGGAGGAUGUUAUGGUUUUGGGAGGCUUUUCGGUUUUGGGGGAUUCUAUUUUGAGUACUCUUGAAAGCAAAGAGCUGAGAGAAAUAGAAGAGAAACUUGAGAAAGAGCGAAUGGGACUUUACGAUUACUCUGCUGGGGGUAGGACUGCUGGCACAUACCUAUGGAUGAAGAAGUUCGUGAAGAGUGGGAAUCACCUCGAGCACGAAGCAUUCCUUGUGUUUUGGUUGUCCAGGUAUGUUUUCAACUACAAUACUGAUUUAGUAAACAAGGCUGUUUUCUCCAUUGCAAUACGUCUAGCUAGGGGGAUUCGAGUUGCGCUUGCACUGGCUGUUCUUGCCGGCAUUUAUAGUGAUUUGAGUCUGCUGAACAUGACAAUUGUAUCUUCGAAUGAGUUAAAUGUCAAAAAUGCUUUUGUAAAACUCACACUCAAGUCACAGUUUCAGUUAGUUCAGGUUUGGGCAUGGGAAAGAUUUCUGGAAAUUAGGCCAAAGUCCAAGGUUAUAUGCUGUGGUGAGCCGAGAUUGGCUCGAUGGGAUGAAGUAGAUUGUCUGAAUGUUAAAAGGCUUGAAAAUGUCGUUCAGGUGUUAAAAGAAAGUACUUUUGGGAGGAGUCGACUUAUUGGAAGUUAA
Molecule: messenger RNA, 1035 nt
Organism: Fragaria vesca subsp. vesca
Lineage: Eukaryota; Viridiplantae; Streptophyta; Magnoliopsida; Rosales; Rosaceae
Exons: 1
Coding region: 1-1035 (344 amino acids)
Biological process (GO): meristem maintenance; meristem development
Source: RefSeq, a predicted model, not a curated record